GCUCUUAUGCCACGCCCACAAGUCCCAACCAUUGCACCUACAGCAGCUACAGCAGCUACAGAGGCUCCAAAUGUUGAGGCAAGCAAUGUAUGCUUGCCUAACCCAUGCAAGAAUGGUGGCAUAUGUGGUGCAAACUCUAAAGGGGAGUACCUUUGUGCAUGUACACUUGGUUACAGAGGGAAAUUUUGCCAAGAAGCGAUGAUGGACUGUUAUCAGAUAGGUUGUCAGUUAAUCAAGGACUGUCUGUCAUCACCUAAUGGUGCUGUGUGUAUGUGUAAGGUAAAGGGCAUGUCACGCCUUUGCCAGAUGUCUAUUCACAGUCCUUCAGCUUGGGACAAGGUACGACUAAUAGUUUCCGAGGAGACAAUACAUACUGGUGAAAUUAUUGUUGGCGUCAUGUUUGGAAUAUUGGCCAUAUUUGCCUUAUUUUUUGGUAUACAUUGUUAUAGGGUUAAUGCCAGAAGAGUCAUUGUGAGAAAAAGAUAUAAGGAUUUACUCGACCAGGGCAUUGUUCCAAGUGAACUACCACCGGACUGGUGUGAAAUAAGUAACGAUCUCUUGAAAAAGUUAGUCUGCUGUAAAAGGGGGAAAACAGUGACCGAUGCUUACAAACCAAACAAAUCACAAAGUGCUAUUAAGAAAAAGGAAGAUGAAUUAAUUCAGUUACUCAAUUCACAUGCAGCUUUAUUAGAUGACAACCCUUCCAAGAGCAGACAAUUUUAUACUCAAGGUGACCCUCUUGCUACCAGUAGCAGACAUUCUUUAUUUCAAACUCGUAAUGAUAAUGCUCAACAUGUAAACAGACGUUCAAGCAGAGAUCAGGGUACAGGUGCUUAUAAUGUAGGAAGCUCCAUUAGAAGAGUUACACACAAACAGCCUUCUGUAGAAGACAUAGGAUUAACUUCUGGAAAUUCAGUUCGUUCAAUAGUCGACCAUAUAAAUAACACAUUUAAUAACCAUGCACUACGUGAUAGAAGAUAUUCAUCACAUAAGAAGGUGAGAAAACAACGUUCAGAACAUAGCCAGUAUGCUAAUCAAGAGGAAGAAGACCCUAUUAAAUCUUUGUCACACUUCAGUAAGAGCUUAAGCCAGCAGAAGAAUUCAUUACUAGAUAAUGAAAAUAAGAGAGUUGAGGAUGACUCCAAUGAUUUUGACAGUUUUGUUGCAGGGUCAUCUUCUAAAUAUCGAAAUAUUAAACCUUUGUCACACUUCAGUAAGAGCUUAAGCCAGCAGAAGAAUUCAUUACAAGAUGAUGAAAAUAAGAGAGUUGAGGAUGACUCCAAUGAUUUUGACAGUUUUUUUGCAGGGUCAUCUUCUAAAUAUCGAAAUAAUUCUGCAAGAUAUAGGCUUAAUUCAGACAAGUUACGUAAGAAAAGGGCAAAAUGCAUAAAACAUGGUCGGCAAGAGCCUGAGAUAAAGAAUUGUAGAGAACAAAAAUAUAAAGUCCAUAGGAGAAUUGGUGAUAAUAUUGAUAGCCAGGAAAAACUGAAGAAAUCUAUGUCAAAUAGAAGGACUGGAAGAAACAAUGAGGCAUUCUUCAAAUCCUUGCAAGACUCUAAAUCAACACUUUUAUCCAAAGAACUAGAAGACAGCGUAAUUGAUAUUACUAAUACGACAAAUAGAUAUAAUUCAGACUCAAACUCUGAAGAAGGGUCUGAUUCAAGCCAGAAAAUGCUGGUAAUGAUAAAUGAGGAAAGUGUUAUAUCUGACUAUUCAAAAAGUCAGCAUCCGUAUUCAUCAAGAAAUGGCAAUGAAAAUGCAAAUUGUGGAAGACUCAGCAACAGUAGCACAGACUACUCAAGAUUGUAUCUUGACAGCCUUACUAAUUAUCAACAAGAAAUUAGGAAACCAACACAUAACAGUUCUACCUACGAAAAGGGGCUUGAAGAAAAACUUAUCAAUGACAAUGACAACACAGAUGGUGAAUUUAAAGAGCUAACUUUUUCAGAGGACCCAAUGUUCUAUGGUCAUUUGAUUGAUCCAAGCAUGAAACAUGACAACCUUGAGACAACUCAUUGGUACUGGGAUCACAAACCAGGAAUGUAUGAUGCUGACAAAGAUAGGAGAAGUCGACACAAAUUAAAAACAGCAAAUAAAAAAUUAAACACUCGUAUCAGUGGUUUAGAGAGCAAUUUGGAUUUUGGAGAAACACCUUCAAGCCCUUUUGGCAAAAUUCAAUCAGACUUUGAUAAGAAGAGAGAAAGCUGCUCAACAGAGACAGCAGAUAUAGAUAAAACUAAAGAGGUCCUUUCUAAGAAGGCAGAGAAAUUGAUAGGCCAACAGCCAGAAACUUUCAGAAGAUGGAUGAAUAUUGACAAGAAUGGUCUAGAUACAAAAAAAACAUACCAGCAAACUUCAGACAUUAAUAAAUCAGUUGAUAUCGACAGGUCUAUAGACAUACUUUAUCUAAGAAGCUUUAAUAAGGAUGGUGAGAAACGCUAUUUUGUGAGUAAUGAAAUAGGAUAUGAGUACCAAACACAUCCUGAUAACUAUGAAGAACACUCUAUGACAACAACAAUGUUAAGCGACAUGCCAACCGAAUGUUCUUCACUGCUACAUUCAAGCAGUCAAAAUGGAGACAGGAUAACUAGUUACAUGGACAAUUCACCAAGUGCAGGUGUUGGCAUGCCAUCUACUCCUGUUGGCACUCCAAGCACACCUAUUGCUCCAGAGAAUAUAACUGUGAUAAGUGAGAGCUUAAAGGAUGGGGAUACUCUAGUCAAUGUUGAAAAUAAUUCUAGUGAGACUGAUGUAGAAUUAUGACUUACUUCUUCAAAGUUGAUGUGAUUUGUUAUAUUAUUUCAAUGCUUUCAAUGCUAUUUCAUUGUAGUUCAUUAAAUUCAAACUACGGUAUCCAAUAGAGAGUAAAUCUUCAUUGUUAGUAUGAGGAUUUUAUUUUGAUGACCUAGUUUUGACUUUAUUAGCAAGAAAUAUCAUGUCAUUGACAUAUUCAUUGGCUCAGGGAUGAUUUAGUCGUAAAUAUAAACAAACUUUAUGACACUAACUGCUCUGCAAAUAUGCACCAUGCUUGUUUGAGACAAAAAAGAAUUCCUUGGAUUGAAGUUUGAUAAAAUAAUAUUUGCUGGUUAUUGUAUACUUGUUUUGUUGAAGACAAUGAUUAUUUAUUGAUAUCAAUUUUAGCAAAGUUGUUAUGUGUGAUUAUAGUAUCUUUAUUAAAUCAAUAAAACUUAA
Messenger RNA from Ruditapes philippinarum (Manila clam), 3192 nucleotides. RefSeq lists its product as uncharacterized. The record is from RefSeq and is a predicted model, not a curated record. The transcript has 6 exons. Gene Ontology annotation, biological process: establishment or maintenance of epithelial cell apical/basal polarity; heterophilic cell-cell adhesion. Lineage: Eukaryota; Metazoa; Mollusca; Bivalvia; Venerida; Veneridae. The coding region runs from base 7 to 2763 and encodes 918 amino acids. Gene Ontology annotation, cellular component: plasma membrane; protein-containing complex.